AUGUAUCAACUGUGUUUAUAUCCCCCGGUCCUGUUUCCCGCCUUCUUUCAUUAUUACUGCUUACAGACCGCAUUUACUCUAUCUGCGGCUGACAAUCACUCUUCUUCGGCUCCCUGUGCCAAAUCCUCUCUCUCUCUCCCCCCUCUCUCUCUCUCUCUCCCUCUCUCUCUCUCUCUUUCUAUAUUUUUUUCUUCUUUAUAUUUUUUUUCGUUAUCUCUUUCACUUCUUCCUAUGAACGUUAAAUACAUAAAUACUCCUCUAUCUUCUCUGGCUUUCUUUCUUUCUUUCUUUCUUUCUUUCUUUCUUUCUUUCUUUCUUUCUUUCGUUCGUUCGUUCGUUCUUUCUUUCUUUCUUUCUUUCUUUCGUUCGUUCGUUCUUUCUUUCUUUCUUUCGUUCGUUCGUUCGUUCGUUCUUUCUGCCUGUCUUUCUGCCUGUCUUUCUUUUCGUUUUCUUUCCUUAAAAUCAAUCAGUGACUUUGAUAUAUCUUUUCUGCAGUCGAUCCCCACAGCCGAGCAGGAAUGCGCCAUUCUUCAUGGCAAGUAA
Molecule: messenger RNA, 543 nt
Organism: Acanthosepion pharaonis
Lineage: Eukaryota; Metazoa; Mollusca; Cephalopoda; Sepiida; Sepiidae
Source: the annotation of a GenBank genome assembly